AUGCAGUCAACAGCAGAUGCGACAAGGUCGGAAGUCACCGAACGCAAAAUGUGGGAUAUUCAGAAGUCCCUUCCCCCCCUGGUGUUCACAUUCACACGUGUGGAGGCGCUGCGUCGCUGCGUUCUAAGUCGACGGACAUUGACUGCUUUUUCUAUCACAAGAGCGCUCAGUUUGUCAAGUUCGUUGGGCAGAAAUGAAGAAAGAAACAACAAAGAAGUGGCCACUAAAAGCCUAUUUGACGUGAAGGAAAAGAACAAACGUGCGUAUAUCGACAUGAUCCGCAAGUUCAACGAACGGCAAGUGCAAAAGCGAGGGCACGUCGAGUUUAUUUAUGCAGCCAUGAAGCACAUGGAUGAAUUUGGGGUCAGCAAAGACCUUGAGGUGUACAAAGCGCUUAUUGACGUUUUUCCAAAGGGUAAAAUGAUUCCCAGGAACAUGUUUCAAACCGAAUUUCAGCACUACCCAAAGCACCAGCAGUGUGCCAUAGAUCUGCUUCAAAUGAUGGAGACAAACGGUAUCAUACCAGACAUGGAGGUUGAAGUUAUGCUCACAAACAUAUUUGGCAAGACUAGUCACCCCCUCAGAAAGUUCAUGCGUAUGUACUACUGGAUGCCUAAGUUUAACAACCUCUCUCCAUGGCCUGUUGCAAAGCCAGUGCCACAAGACCCAUUUGAGCUUGCAAAGAUAGCUUUACAAAGAAUCACAAGUGUAGAUCUCCUCACCAAAAUUGAGGUUUAUCAGACUAAGAAUCUCAAAGAUUCGGUGGACAAAACAUGGAUAGUCAGUGCUCAGAGCCCUCUACAAAAGGAAAUCCUAGAACGCCUACCAUCGGACCAGCCCCUAUAUGUAGAAGGAGCUUUCAAAAUCUGGCUAAGACAGGCAUGUGUCCAAUAUUUCAUUUUGAGAGGUCAACCCAAACCUUACACUGAUCAUGAGACAAUGAUUGAAAAAGAUGAUGUUUCAAGACUAAAAACGCCCUUCAGUGAUGAGAAGACCACCUUCAAAAAUUUGGAGCGCCUCAGGACAGUCCAUGAGCAAGCUGAAGGCACGGUUAUUGCAAUUGCGGCUACCGGAUCCUCCAGCAAGGACUCGCUCUUAUCAUGGAUCAGAUUUCUGCAACAAGAAGAUCAAUCUUUGGGCAGGAUUCCUGUGCUAUUUUCUAUGACAUCGCCAUUUGGACAAGUUGUAAGUUUUGAAGAGGACACAGUUAAAAGAACUGUUGGUGUUGAAAAAUGAAUUUGACUGAUUCCAAUUUAAGAGAAAUAUUAUUCAUUCUGUGACUUAUUAAAAGAAGAAAACAUGAAAUCAGUACCUUAAAUUUUUGUUUCUACCUAAGUCAAUAAAAAAUAAAAAAAUAAAUGGUAGUUCAAUUGUAAUUGGGCUUUUCCCGUGAUUAUUUCAUUGGAAAAAAACAAAUGUCCUGUGCAUGAAUUUGUUAUUUUGAAUGAAACAUAAACAACUCAAAAAUUACAUGCAGGAAA
Neocloeon triangulifer is the source of this 1481-nucleotide messenger RNA. It is a transcript of the gene ECSIT, whose product is annotated as evolutionarily conserved signaling intermediate in Toll pathway, mitochondrial. The transcript is spliced from 6 exons. Gene Ontology annotation, cellular component: mitochondrion. The record is from RefSeq and is a predicted model, not a curated record. Bases 1 to 1236 code for a protein of 411 amino acids. Lineage: Eukaryota; Metazoa; Arthropoda; Insecta; Ephemeroptera; Baetidae.